This is a messenger RNA of Fundulus heteroclitus (mummichog), 16889 nucleotides long. RefSeq names its product ubiquitin protein ligase E3 component n-recognin 4 (gene ubr4). NCBI's taxonomy places the organism in Eukaryota, Metazoa, Chordata, Actinopteri, Cyprinodontiformes, Fundulidae. The record is from RefSeq and is a predicted model, not a curated record. Gene Ontology annotation, molecular function: zinc ion binding; protein binding.
UCCUCGGCAGUUAGUUUUUUUUCUGUGGGAUUUCAAGAUGGCGGCGAGCGGAGGAGAAGGGGAGCACGAAUGGACAGCGGCAGUGCGACCGCUUUUAUCAGCUUCAUACACCGCUUUCGAAACAAAGGAGCUACCUCAGCUUAUCGGCUCCAUAAUUAACAGUGAAUCGGACAUUCUUCACCACGACAAACAAUAUGAGCCUUUCUACUCUUCGUUUGUGGCUCUUUCUGCACAUUACAUCACCACAGUUUGUGGUCAAAUACCGAGAAAUCAGCUGCUCUCUGUGGCCGCAGCAUGCAAAGUACUCAUCGAAUUUUCCUUGCUGCGACUGGAGAAUCCAGAUGAAGCAUGUGCUGUAUCACAGAAACAUCUGAUUCUUCUAAUAAAAGGACUUUGCACUGGCUGCAGCAGACUGGAUCGCACAGAGAUCAUUACAUUUACUGCAAUGAUGAAGUCUGCCAAGUUGCCUCAAACUAUCAAGACCCUCUCGGAUGUGGAAGAUCAGAAGGACCUGCCCAGUGUUGUGAGCCCCGAGCUUCGACAUAAAGAAGUGCAGAUGAACUUCUUUAAUCAGCUGACUUCGGUUUUUAACCCAGACCUUACCACCAUCUUGGCUUCGCCAUCAGCAGCGCACAUGCAGGCUGAAAGCGACUCAGAUGACCAAACGACAGAUCAAGCUCUUCAGGCCAAAAUGAAGAACGCGUUUGUCUCUCAGAACGUGUCGAGCUUACAGGAACUUGGUGGCUCUGAAAAGUUACUACGAGUGUGUCUAAACCUGCCGUACUUCCUACGUUACAUCAACCGGUUCCAAGAUGCCGUUUCAGCCAACUCUUUCUUCAUCAUGCCGGCCACAGUGGCAGAUGCCACUGCCGUCCGCAAUGGAUUUCACUCUCUGGUAAUUGAUGUGACCAUGGCUCUGGAUACACUUUCCUUGCCUGUACUGGAACCGCUGACACCAGGAAGACUACUGGAUAUGACAGUGUUGGCCCUCAGCUGUCUUUAUGCUGGUGUGAGUGUGGCCACCUGCAUGGCCAUUCUCCAGGUGGGCAGCGGCCUGCAGCUGCGCUCGGCCUCCACUGGAACUAAAGAGGAGGAUUAUGAAAACGACGCUGCCACGAUUGUUCAGAAAUGUCUGGAGAUCUAUGAAAUGAUCGGACAAACAAUCAGCAACUCCCGCCGAGCUGGAGGAGAGCAUUAUCAGAACUUCCAGCUGCUCGGAGCCUGGUGCCUCUUAAACAGCCUGUACCUGAUUCUGAACCUGAGCCCGACCGCCCUGGCAGAUAAAGGCAAAGAGAAGGACCCCUUGGCCGCCCUGCGUGUCCGGGAUAUUGCUGCUCGCACCAAGGAUGGCGCAGGAUCGCCAAAACUUGGCCCUGGCAAAGGACACCAAGGGUUUGGAAUAUUGUCUGUUAUUCUGGCCAAUCACGCCAUCAAACUUCUGACGUCCCUCUUCCAGGAUUUGCAAGUUGAGGCGCUGCAUCGGAGUUGGUUAAGUGAUGGACCACCCGCUGAGCUCAACAUCAUGGCACAAAGCACUUCAAUCCAGAGGGUCCAAAGACUCAUCGACUCUGUUCCUCUGACCAAUCUGCUCUUCACCCUCCUCUCCACUUCUUACAAAAAGGCUUGUGUUCUCCAGCGCCAAAGGAAGGGCUCAGUUAGCAGCGAUGCCAGCGCUUCAACAGAUUCAAACACCUACUACGAAGACGAUUUCAGCAGCACAGAGGAGGAUAGCAGCCAAGCAGAGAGAAGAGAGGAGAAGACAAGUGCAGCUUGUGUCUCAGAUGAUGACAGUGAACCUAUCCUGGGGCUGUGGUUUGAAGAGGCCAUUUCACCAACCAAAGAAAAAGUGGCUCCUCCACCUCCCCCGCCUCCUCCACCCCUGGAGACGUCACCCAGACUGAAGAGCCCCAGCAAACAGAACCCGAGUGAGAACGGCAACAUUUUAGCAGGUCGGAAGGAUCCAGAAAUGUUUCUCAGUUUGGCCUCCAGCAUUCUGAACUUCAUCACCACCUCAAUGCUCAAGUCCAGGAACAACUUCAUCCGCAACUAUGUGAGCGUCUCUCUUACAGAGCAGCACAUGGCUACGCUUGCCAGCAUCAUUAAAGACGUAGAUAAAGAUGUCAAAGGUUCCUCAGACGAAGUGUUUUCUUUAGCUCUGUACCACUUCAACCACACCCUGGUGACCUCAGAUCUUCCAUCUCCGGUUCUUCAGAACACCCUCUUGCAGCAGUUGGGUGUCGCUCCCUUUUCAGAAGGUCCCUGGCCUCUGUACAUUCACCCUCAGUCCCUGUCAGUCCUUUCCAGACUUCUCCUCAUCUGGCAGCACAAAGCCAGCGUGCAGGGAGAACCAGAUGUGCCGGAGUGCAUGAAAGUCUGGGAAAGGUUUUUAGGAACCCUGAAGCAACACACCAUCCAGGGCUCCGUCCAGUCAGAGGACGACCUUAAUGUGGAGCAUCUCCAGUUGCUCCUGCUCCUUUUCCACAAUCUGUCUGAACGUGGUCGACGAUCGGUCCUGGCCAUGGUCACCCAGGCCAUUGUUGAAGUGGCACAAAGCAGAGAAACCCAGCUGAAGUCUGUACCCCUAAACCUGGCCCGCCUGCUGCUUGUUUUUGACUACCUGCUGCGUCACUACUCCAAGGCUCCCUUAUACCUCUUUGAGCAGGUGCAGUACAACCUCCUCUCGCCACCGUCCAGUGGACUGAGUUCUGUUCAGGAAGGUGGGAAACGUAGCGGUCUCCCGCUUUACUACGGAUUUAAAGAGGUGGAGGAGAACUGGGCCAAACACUGUUCAGCAGAUUCAAAUGUUCAGCCCAAGUUCUACUGUGUUCUUUCCCCUGAGGCAUCUGAAGACGAUAUCAGCAGGCUGGAUAGCAAAGUAUUUCCAAAGUUGGUCAGUGGGGCAGUGAAGUAUGAUGAGCUGUAUGCGUGUCUUAUCUCCCUCCUGGAAUCAGGCUCUCAGUUUGAUACAGCCAGAAGACUGGAGAAUAAGCCCAUCACUCCUAUGGAGGCCUGCUCCCUUCAGUACUUCUUUCUGGUUCUCUGGAGAAUCCUGGGUGUGUUACCGCCCUCCAAAGCUUUCAUGGAGCUGCUGAAGAAUGGCUGCAGCGACCCCAGUGAAAGCGACAUCUUGCACACGCUGCGAUGGUCCUCACGCCUGCGGGUGUCUACAUACGUGCAGUGGAUGAAGGAGCACUUGGUGAAGCAGGGAAUGAAAUCGGACCAAGCAGCAUCUCUCGUUGACACGACGGUAGCAAAGUGCAGCACUGUAAAAUAUGAUGUGGAUCUUGCAGAAGAGUACAUUGCCAGACAGAUUUCCACCUUCUCAAGUGUUGAUCCAAAUGCCGUUCUUCCGCUCCAUCAGUUGCCCUCGCUGCAAGCUAUUUAUACGCUGGAUGCAGUCAUCUCUAAAGUUCAGGUUUCCUUAGAUGAGCAUUUGUCCAAGGUUGCAGUUGAGGCCGACGCCCACAAGUCCUCUGAUAUCACCAAAAACCUGCUGCCUGCUGCGUUACAGCUCACCGACACUUAUACUGCCUUCACAAGAUCCUACCUCCUGCUGAACAUCCCAGAGGAAGGUGAAAACAAGCUGACCGAUGCGAAGCUCCAAGGUUACGCUGCCGUUCUGUCCAUCGGCUCCACUCGCUGCAAGGCAAACCUGCUGGGUCAUAAUUUGAUGCAGAACCUGCCAUCGGCUGUACAAACCGUAUGUGUAACUUGGAACAGCGUCCACACAAAUGAGUUCCCCAACAUUGGCUCAUGGCGAAAUGCGUUUGCUAAUGACACCAUCCCAUCCGAGAGCUACAUCAGUGCCAUCCAAGCGGCUCACCUGGGUACCCUGAGUUGUCAGUCCCUGCCUCUGGCCUCCUCUCUCAAACACAUCCUUCUCUCCUUGGUUCGCCUCACCGGGGACCUCAUAGUCACAGAGGAGUUGAAUCCCACGCAGGUUGUGAGCACGCUGCUGCCCCUGUUGCUGGAAAGCAGCACAGAGUGUGUAGCAGAAAUCAGCAGCACCUCGCUGGAGCGCAUUCUGGGCCCAGCAGAGUCUGAUGCCUUCUUAGCUCGCAUCUACGAGCGUUUGGUCACAGGAUGCUACAAUAUCAUUGCACAUCACUCUGACCCUCACAGUGGCUUGGAUGAGUCGGUUCUUGAGGAAUGCCUUCAGUACCUAGAGAAACAGCUUGAGAGCAGUCAGGUCCGCAAAGCCAUGGAGGAAUUCUUUUCAUUCAGCGGCGAGCUUGUCCAGAUCAUGAUGGCCACAGCCAACGAAAACCUGUCUGCAAAGUUCUGUAACAGGGUGCUGAAGUUCUUCACCAAGCUUUUCCAGCUCACGGAGAAGAAUCCAAACCCCAGCCUGUUAUGUUUGUGCGGUUCCCUGGCCCAGCUGGCCUGCGUGGAGCCGUCCCGCCUGCAGUCCUGGCUCACACGCAUGACGGCGACUCCACCCAAGGACACGGAGCAGCUGGAAGUCGUGCAAGAGAACCGACAGCUGCUGCAGCUGCUCACCACGCAUAUUGUGCGCGACAAUAGUCAGGUUGGCGAAGGAGUUUGCACCGUCCUCCUCAGCACACUUAUCCCCAUGGCGACAGACAUGCUGACCAAUGGGGAUGGAACAGGCUUCCCUGAGCUCAUGGCCAUCAUGGCGACACUGGCCAGUGCUGGACAGGGGGCCGGUCACCUGCAGCUUCACAGGGCAGCUAUUGAUUGGCUGACAAGAUGCAAAAAAUAUUUGACACAGAAGAACGUGGUGGAGAAAGUUAGCACAAACUUAUCUCAUGGAAAGCAUGCCGUUAUGCUAGAAUGCUCGUGCCACAUAAUUUCCUAUUUGGCUGAUGUGAUGAACGCCCUGCGGCAAAGCAGCGGCCAGGGUACCUCUGCGCUGCUAGUGGAGGGAGAAGAGAAGGCGAUGGAAGUGGACUCAGACUGGGUGGAGGAACUCGCCGUAGAGGACGACGAUUCCCAGGCAGAGGACUCCGAUGAAGACUCACUCUGCAACAAACUCUGCACUUUUACCGUGACUCAGAAGGAGUUCAUGAACCAGCAUUGGUACCACUGUCAUACCUGUAAGAUGGUAGAUGGGGUAGGUGUGUGCACAGUGUGCGCCAGGGUCUGUCACAAAGACCAUGAGAUCUCCUAUGCCAAAUUUGGCUCUUUCUUCUGUGACUGCGGUGCCAAAGAGGAUGGCAGCUGCCAGGCUUUGGUCAAACGCAGCCCCAGCAGUGGCAUUAGCUCAACUCUGAAAGAGUCAUCAGCUUUCCAGAGUGAGCUGCGGAUGCCGGAGAGUGCCAUCAGACACCAGAACGCCUCUCCAUCGGAAAAGGGCAAGGUCACAAUCUGCGACGGCAAAUCCACCGAUGAAGAGAGACCAAAGAAAAACAGUGUCUGCAAAAGCAUUGAGGGCUGCCAGGAAGAGUUGCUAGCACAAGUGAUGGGAUCGUCCACCGCUGCCGUUAUUCUUGAGAUGCUCAUGUUUCUCAUGGAAGCCAUUCAAACUAACUUCCAGCAAGCAUCCGCAGUGGGAAGCAGCAGCCGUGCCCAAAAAGCCCUGAAUGAACUGCACACUCAGGACAAAAACGUUGAGAUGACGGACCAGUUAAUGGUGCCCACUCUUGGUUCUCAGGAAGGGGCCUUUGAAAAUGUGCGGAUGAAUUACAGUGGCGACCAAGGCCAAACAAUACGUCAGCUCAUCAGCGCACAUGUUCUGCGUCGUGUCGCCAUGUGCGUCCUUUCCUCGCCCCAUGGCCGUCGCCAGCAUCUUGCAGUCAGCCAUGAAAAGGGAAAGAUAACAGUCCUGCAGUUGUCCACACUUCUGAAGCAAGCUGACUCUAGCAAGAGGAAGCUAACACUGACCCGACUGGCCUCUGCCCCAGUUCCUUUCACUGUGCUCAGUCUCACAGGCAACCCUUGUAAUGAAGAUUAUCUAGCUGUAUGUGGUCUAAAGGACUGCCAUGUUCUGACAUUCAGCAGCACAGGCUCCGUCUCCGACCACCUGGUGUUACAUCCACAGCUGGCCACAGGAAAUUUCAUCAUCAAAGCCAUUUGGCUGCCUGGUUCCCAGACUGAGCUUGCAAUCAUCACAGCUGACUUUGUCAAGAUCUAUGACUUGUCAGUGGAUGCCCUGAGCCCCAUGUACUACUUCCUGCUCCCCAGCUCCAAGAUCCGAGAUGCCACCUUCCUUUUCAAUGAAGAGGGAAAAAACAUCAUUGUAAUCAUGUCUUCAGCAGGAUACAUGUACACUCAGAUCAUGGAUGAAUCCAGCAGUGCCCAGCAUGGUCCUUUCUAUGUCACAAAUGUGCUGGAAAUAACCCAUGAUGAUUUGAAAGACAGCAACGGGCAGGUGGCCGGGGGUGGUGUGUCUGUUUACUACUCCCACGUCCUUCAGAUGCUUUUCUUCAGCUACAGUCAGGGGAAAUCCUUUGCUGCCACUGUGGGCCGCAGCACAAUUGAAGUGCAGAGGCUCUUUCCCAUCAACAUUAAAGGCUCCAAUGGCGGUAGCAGUAAGCUGUCCCCUGCUCUGUGCCAGUGGUCAGAGGUGAUGAACCACCCAGGUCUGGUCUGCUGUGUGCAACAGACAACUGGGAUUCCACUUGUGAUCAUGGUUAAACCAGACACCUUCCUCAUCCAGGAGAUCAAAACUCUGCCGGCUAAAGCAAAGAUCCAAGAUAUGGUCGCUAUCAGACACACUGCAAGCAAUGAACAGCAGCGCACAACGAUGAUUCUCCUCUGCGAGGAUGGAAGCCUUAGGAUCUACAUGGCAAACGUAGACAACACGUCGUACUGGCUCCAGCCCUCCCUGCAGCCGACCUGUGGCAUCAGCAUCAUGAAGCCAGUGCGCAAGCGCAAAGCUGCUGCUGCAACCACUCGGACCUCCAGUCAAGUGACUUUCCCAGUGGACUUCUUUGAACACAAUCAGCAGCUGACAGAGGUGGAGUUUGGGGGUAAUGACUUGCUGCAGGUCUACAACGGGCAGCAGAUAAAACACCGGCUCAACUCCACAGGAAUGUAUGUGGCCAACACAAAGCCCGGGGGAUUCACCGUGGAAGUGGUGAACAACAACAACAGUUCAAUGGUGAUGACAGGCAUGCGAGUGCAAGUGGGCACUCAGGCCAUUGAGCGGGCCCCUUCCUAUGUCGAGGUCUUCGGCCGCACCAUGCAGAUAAACCUGACGAGGGCGCGCUGGUUUGACUUCCCCUUCACCAGAGAGGAGGCUCUGCAGGCUGACAAGAAGCUGUCCAUAUUCAUCGGAGCGUCUGUUGAUCCAGCUGGAGUCACCAUGCUCGACUCGGUAAAGAUCUACGGUAAAACUAAGGAGCAGUUUGGCUGGCCCGAGGAUCCACCGGAGGACUUCUCUGGCUCAGUUAACAACGUGUGCAGCCCCAGCCUCAACCAGGGCAGUGGCAACUCUGAUGGAGACAUAGCUACGCCAACCACGACCAGUGGCACUGUGCUGGAGAGUUCUGAAACUGAGUCCUUAUCGACCUUGGACCGAUUGGUGGUCAGUUCACUUGAAGCUUUGGAAAACUGCUUUGCAGUAGGUUCAUCCAAUGAAAAGGAGAAAAACAAGGUUGCUGCUCUGGAGCUGGCAACUUUACUCCUGUCCAUGCCGACUCCAGCGGGAGUCCAGCAGCAGACCAAAGGACUCCUGGCUAGUUUGCACACCAGCCGUAACGCCUACCACAACCAUAAGGACCAGUCCUUGCUGAGCAACGCAGUGCAGUGUUUGAACAGCUGCAGCCGUGAAGGAAAAGAACUUGACCCGGAUGUUUUUCAGAGGCUUGUGAUCACCGCACGCUCGAUUGCUAUCAUGAGGCCCAACAACUUGGUGCAUUUCACAGAAAACAAGUCAUCGCACCACGACUCUGACAUGACAGAGGAUGGGCUGAAGCACGUAGAUGGAGAAAGCUGUAACUUCAUCGCUCAGCUUAUGAAUAACUUCUGGAAACUCCAUUCCCAAAAACCAAAGAACGCGUUUCUUGCGCCUGCUUGCCUCCCUGGCCUGACGCACGUGGAAGCUACAGUUAACGCCUUGAUCGACAUCAUACAUGCCUACUGCACGUGUGAACUGGAUUACAUCAAUGUAGCGUCCAAGAUCUACAUGCAAAUGUUACUGUGCCCUGACACGGCAGUGAGCUUCGCCUGUAAGCAGGCCCUGAUCAGAGUGCUGCGGCCAAGAAACAAACGCCGCCACGUGACUCUUCCAUCGCCCCCACGCUCUAACACGCCUAUCGGAGACAAAGAUGAUGACGACGACGAUGAUGCGGACGACAAAAUGCAGUCGUCUGCGAUGACGGGAGGAGAGGAGGGUCGACAGGAGAGCCAAGAGCAGAACGAAGUGGAUCAUGGAGACUUUGAGAUGGUGUCUGAGUCAAUGGUCUUGGAAACAUCAGAAAAUGUCAACAAUGGGAAUCCUUCUCCUCUGGAGGCUCUGCUGGCGGGAGCGGAGGGAUACCCUCCUAUGCUCGACAUCCCUCCUGAUGCUGAUGAUGAAACUAUGGUAGAGCUUGCCAUUGCACUCAGCCUUCAGCAGGACCAACAAGGCAGUAAUAGCAGCGCUCUCGGCCUUCAGAGCCUCGGCCUGUCUGGCCAGGCUCCAAGCUCGUCUUCACUAGAUGCUGGGACCCUUUCAGACACAACGGCAUCAGCCCCGGCAUCAGAUGAUGAGGGCAGCACAGCUGCUACUGACGGCUCUACGCUGCGGACCUCCCCAGCUGAGCACGGAGGCAGUGUGGGCUCAGAGAGUGGGGGUUCUGCUAUCGACUCUGUAGCAGGGGAGCACAGUGUGUCCGGACGCAGCAGCGCUUACGGCGAUACGACAGUGGAGGGCCACCCAGUGGGUCCGGGCAGUGUGAGCUCCAGCACCGGAGCGAUCAGUACCACCACAGCGCAGCAUGAGGGCGAAGGCUCAGAAGGAGAAGCAGAGACUGAGGGAGACAUCCACACGAGCAACAGGUUGCACAUGGUUCGUCUGAUGCUGCUGGAACGUUUGCUUCAGCAUCUUUCUCAGCUCCACAAUGUCGGUGGGGUUCAAGCCAUCCCAUAUAUGCAAGUUGUCCUAAUGCUGACGUCGGACCUGGAUGGGGAGGAUGAAAAGGAUAAAGGUGCUCUGGAUGACCUGCUUGCACAGCUGAUUGCUGAGCUUGGAAUACACAAGAAGGAUGUGUCCAAAAAGAAUGAGCGGAGUUCGAUCAAUGAAGUCCACCUGGUCAUCAUGAGGCUACUGAGCGUCUUCAUGUCACGAACAAAGUCUGGGUCCAAAUCGUCUUCAGAGUCGUCCUCCCUGAUUUCCAAUGCAACAGCGACAGCCUUGCUGAGCCUGGGUGCCAUCGACUACUGUCUCCAUGUGCUCAAGUCUCUCCUGGAGUUCUGGAAAAAUCAGCAAGGAGAAGAGGAGCCUACAUCCACCAGUCAGCUCCUACGCCCCCACACAGCCUCCUCACCCCCCGACAUGAGCCCCUUUUUCCUCCGCCAAUAUGUCAAGGGCCAUGCUGCUGAUGUGUUUGAGGCUUACUCCCAGUUACUGACAGAAAUGGUGCUCCGGCUGCCGUAUCAGAUAAAGAAGAUUGCCGACACAAACACCCGGAUCCCGCCUCCUGUUUUUGACCAUUCUUGGUUCUACUAUCUAUCAGAGUAUCUGAUGAUCCAGCAGACGCCAUUCGUCAGGCGACAAGUUAGAAAGUUGUUGCUGUUCAUCUGCGGCUCCAAGGAGAAAUAUCGUCAGCUGCGAGAUCUGCACACCCUUGACUCUCACGUGCGCAGCAUCAAGAAGCUUCUGGAAGAGCAGGGCAUCUUCCUCCGUGCUGGCGUAGUCACAGCGACCUCUGGUUCAGCUCUGCAGUACGACACACUCAUCAGUCUGAUGGAGCAUCUGAAAGCAUGCGCUGAAAUUGCUACGCAAAGGACGAUCAACUGGCAGAAGUUUUGCAUGAAGGAUGACUCCGUGCUGUACUUCCUGCUCCAGGUCAGCUUCCUGGUGGAUGAGGGCGUUUCUCCAGUCCUGCUCCAGCUCCUCUCCUGUGCUCUCUGUGGUAGCAAAGUGCUGGCCAGUUCCUCCUCUGGCUCCUCAUCAUUGUCUGGCGGUGGCUCAGGUAGUGCUGGUCAGGGAGGCGCUUCCCAGUCCUCUCAGAGCAAGUCUUCCAGCAAGAAAAGCAAGAAGGAAGACAAAGAAAAGGACAAAGAGGGUGAUGGUGUGAGCAGCCAGGAGGAUCAGCUGUGCAUGGCUCUGGUCAGUCAGCUGAACAAGUUUGCAGACAAAGAGACUCUGAUCCAGUUUCUGCGCUGCUUCCUACUCGAAUCAAACUCCUCUGCUGUUCGCUGGCAAGCCCACUGCUUGGCAUUACAUAUCUACAGGAACUCCAGCAAAUCUCAGCAGGAGCUUCUGCUGGAACUGACUUGGGCCAUCUGGCCAGAGCUUCCUGCAUACGGUCGCAAAGCUGCCCAGUUUGUUGACCUGCUGGGAUAUUUCUCACUCAAAACCCCUCAAACAGAGAAAAAGCUGAAAGAGUAUUCCCAGAAAGCUGUGGAGAUCCUGAGAGCACAGAACCACAUCCUGACAAAUCACCCCAACUCCAACAUCUACAACACCCUCUCUGGUUUGGUGGAGUUUGAUGGCUUUUUUCUGGAGAGCGACCCCUGCUUGGUCUGCAACAACCCCGAAGUUCCCUUCUCAAAUAUCAAACUAUCAUCUAUCAAAGUGGACACCCGCUACACCACCACACAGCAGGUGGUAAAGCUCAUCGGCAGCCACACCAUCAGCAAAGUCACGGUGAAGAUCGGUGACCUGAAGCGCACCAAAAUGGUCCGCACCAUCAAUCUCUACUACAACAACAGGACUGUCCAGGCUAUCGUGGAGUUGAAGAAUAAGCCGGCUCGUUGGCACAAAGCAAAGAAAGUUCAGCUGACCCCUGGACAAACUGAGGUGAAGAUCGACCUCCCGUUACCCAUCGUUGCAUCCAACCUGAUGAUCGAGUUCUCCGAUUUCUACGAGAACUACCAAGCCUCCACCGAGACCCUGCAGUGUCCACGCUGCAGCGCUUCUGUGCCCGCUAACCCUGGGGUGUGCGGCAACUGUGGCGAAAACGUGUACCAGUGCCACAAGUGCCGGUCCAUCAACUAUGACGAAAAAGACCCUUUCCUGUGCAAUGCAUGUGGUUUCUGCAAAUACGCCCGAUUUGACUUCAUGCUGUAUGCUAAACCAUGCUGUGCAGUGGAUCCCAUAGAGAAUGAAGAAGACAGGAAAAAGGCUGUGACUAACAUCAACACCCUGCUGGACAAAGCUGACCGCGUCUACCACCAGCUGAUGGGCCACAGGCCUCAGUUAGAAAGCCUUUUGUCUAAAGUCAACGAGGCAGCGCCAGAAAAACCUCAGGAUGACAGUGGAGCAGGCGCAGGACUCGGUGCAUCCUCCGCUAAUGUUAACAGAUACAUUCAGCAGCUUGCUCAAGAGUACAGCGGCGACUGCAAGACAUCAUUUGACGAGCUGUCCAAGAUAAUACAGAAAGUGCUCGCAUCUCGGAAGGAGCUCUUGGAGUAUGACCUGCAGCAGAGGGAGGCAGCCACCAAGUCGUCCCGGAGCAGCAGCAGCCACCAGCCCACGUUCACCGCCAGUCAGUACCGCGCCCUUUCUGUGCUCGGCUGCGGCCACACCUCCUCCACCAAGUGCUACGGAUGUGCCUCCGCCGUCACGGGCCACUGCAUCACACUGCUGCGUGCACUGGCCACCAACCCGGCUCUCCGGCAGAUCCUCGUCCUCCAGGGUCUCAUCCGGGAGCUGUUUGAGUAUAACCUGCGGCGAGGUACAGCGGCCAUGAGGGAAGAAGUGCGUCAGCUGGUCUGCCUCCUUACCAGAGAUCAUCCAGAGGCGACUCAGCAGAUGAACGAUCUCAUCAUCGCCAAGGUGUCCUCCGCCCUCAAAGGUCACUGGGCCAACCCCGACUUGGUUAGUAAUUUGCAGUACGAGAUGCUCCUGCUGACGGAUUCAAUCUCCAAAGAAGGGGGAUGCUGGGAGCUGCGAUUGCGUUGUGCUCUUAGCCUGUUCCUGAUGUCAGUAAAUAUAAAGACGCCUGUAGUUGUGGAAAACAUCACUCUCAUGUGCCUGAGAAUCCUGCAAAAGCUGAUAAAGCCCCCGGCACCAACGAGCAAGAAGAACAAGGAUGCUGCCACCGAGUCUUUGACCACAGUCCGGCCAUACAGUAAUGAAAUUCAUGCUCAGGCUCAACUGUGGCUGAAGAAGGAUCCCAAAGCGUCUUAUGAUGCCUGGAAGAAGUGCCUCCCAGCAAGAUGCCAGGAAGCUGUGUCGAAGCCACAGGGGAAGCCUGAGUUAAGAAAACAGUAUCUGCAGGAAAAAUAUGUAUGGAAGUGGAAGCAGUUCAUGAGAUCCAGGAAAGGUGAAGGCCUUUUCCCUCGUCUGCUCAAACUGAGCCAUAACAACUGGCUGCGGCAGGUGCUGUUUACUCCAGCUACCCAGGCUGCAAGACAGGCUGCAUGCACUAUUGUGGAAGCUCUUACCACAAUCCCCAGCCGCAAGCAGCAGGUGUUGGACCUGCUUACCAGUUACCUGGAUGAGCUGAGCGUGGCUGGAGAGUGUGCAGCAGAGUAUCUGGGUCUGUACCAGAAGCUGAUCAAGCCCACACACUGGAAGGUUUACCUGGCGGCCCGUGGAGUUCUGCCCUACAUCGGAAACCUCAUCACCAAGGAAAUAGCUAAUCUCCUGGCUCUGGAGGAGGCUACUCUCAGCACAGACUUACAACAAGGCUACGCUCUGAAGAGCUUAACUGGCCUACUGUCCUCUUUUGUGGAGGUGGAGUCCAUCAAGCGGCAUUUCAAAAGUAGGCUGGUUGGCACAGUACUGAACGGUUACCUGUGUCUGAGGAAGCUGGUGGUGCAGCGCACCAAGCUGAUCGAUGAGACCCAGGACAUGCUGCUGGAGAUGCUGGAGGACAUGACGACAGGUACAGAGUCUGAAACCAAAGCCUUCAUGGCCGUGUGCAUCGAGACGGCAAAGCGGUACAACCUGGAUGAUUACAGGACCCCCGUCUUCAUCUUUGAGAGACUGUGCAGCAUAAUCUACCCUGAGGAGAACGAGGUGACUGAGUUCUUUGUGACCCUGGAGAAGGAUCCAAACCAGGAGGACUUCCUGCAGGGCCGCAUGCCGGGCAACCCGUACAGCAGCAACGAGCCUGGCAUCGGCCCUCUGAUGAGGGACAUCAAGAACAAGAUCUGUCAGGACUGCGACCUGGUGGCGCUUCUUGAAGACGACAGUGGCAUGGAGCUUCUGGUCAACAACAAAAUCAUCAGCUUAGAUCUUUCAGUGGCAGAGGUCUACAAGAAGGUGUGGUGCCCUACCAACGAGGGUGAGCCGAUGAGAAUCAUUUAUCGAAUGAGAGGCCUGCUGGGAGAUGCCACUGAGGAGUUCAUAGAGUCGCUGGACUCAACCACAGACGAAGAGGAGGACGAUGAAGAGGUGUACAAGAUGGCGGGAGUCAUGGCUCAGUGUGGAGGACUGGAGUGCAUGCUCAACCGGCUGUCUGGGAUCAAAGAUUUUAAACAAGGAAGACAUCUGCUAACAGUUUUGCUGAAGCUGUUCAGUUACUGUGUGAAGGUGAAGAUCAACCGGCAACAGCUGGUCAAACCAGAGAUGAACACGCUCAACGUCAUGCUGGGAACGCUGAACCUCGCUUUGGUUGCAGAGCAGGAGAGUAAGGACAGCGGUGGGGCCUCCAUAGCCGAACAGGUUUUGAGCAUUAUGGAGAUCAUUCUUGAUGAAGCCAAUGCAGAGAUUUCAGAAGAUAAGGGUAACCUUCUGCUCACAGGGGACAAAGACCAGCUUGUCAUGUUGUUAGACCAGAUCAACACCCCCUUCGUGCGCUCAAACCCCAGCGUGCUGCAGGGUCUGCUGCGCAUCAUCCCCUACCUUUCCUUUGGUGAACUAGAGAAGAUGAAGAUCCUGGUGGAGCGCUUCAAACCGUGCUGCAGCUUUGACAAGUAUGACGAGGAGCACAGCGCAGAAGACAAAGUGUUUUUGGAUUGUUUCUGUAAAAUUGCCGCCGGAAUCAAGAACAACAGCAACGGCCAUCAGCUGAAAGAUCUGAUCCUGCAGAAAGGAAUCACUCAGAGUGCACUGGACUACAUGAAGAAGCAUAUCCCAAAUGCCAAAAAUCUAGAUGCAGAUGUGUGGAAGAAGUUCCUUUCUAGACCUGCUCUACCCUUCAUCCUGCGACUGCUUCGUGGUCUGGCUAUGCAGCAUCCACCCACUCAGCUGUUGAUAGGAACCGAUUCAAUAACCAACUUGCACAAGCUGGAGCAGGUAUCCAGUGACGAAGGCAUUGGGACCCUGGCAGAGAACCUCCUGGAGGCUCUGAGGGAAAACAGGGACGUCAACCUGAAGAUUGAAGCAGCCCGCAGGGAAACCAGAGCUGAGAAGAAGCGAAUGGCUAUGGCCAUGAGGCAGAAGGCUCUGGGAACUCUGGGCAUGACGACCAAUGAGAAGGGGCAGGUGGUCACAAAGACCUCACUGUUGAAGCAAAUGGAGGAGCUGAUAGAGGAGCCGGGGUUGACCUGCUGCAUCUGCAGAGAGGGUUACAAGUUCCAGCCGACCAAAGUUUUGGGUAUUUACACUUUCACAAAGCGCGUGGCCUUGGAGGAAUUUGAAAACAAGCCUCGCAAGCAGCAGGGCUACAGCACCGUGUCCCACUUCAACAUAGUCCACUAUGACUGCCAUCUGGCCGCCGUCAGGCUGGCUCGCGGUAGAGAAGAGUGGGACAGCGCCGCUCUCCAGAACGCCAACACCAAGUGCAACGGCCUGCUGCCCGUCUGGGGGCCCCAUGUGCCAGAAUCAGCCUUCGCUACAUGCUUAGCAAGGCACAACACAUAUCUUCAGGAGUGCACAGGUCAGCGGGAGCCGACGUACCAACUGAACAUCCACGACACCAAGCUGCUGUUCCUGCGCUUCGCCACCGAGCAGUCGUUCAGCGUGGACACAGGAGGCGGGGGCCGAGAGAGCAACAUCCACCUCAUCCCCUACAUCAUCCACACAGUGCUCUACGUUCUCAACACUACAAGGGCCACGUCCCGGGAAGAGAAGAAUCUGCAGAGUUUCCAGGAGCAGCCGAAGGAGAAAUGGGUGGAGAGCUCGUACGAGGUUGAAGGGCCUCAUUAUUUUACCAUCCUGGCCAUGCACAUAAUGCCCCCUGAACGCUGGAGGAGCUCACGCCUUUACUUCCUUCGAAGGCUACUGGUGGCCGCACAUGCACGCAAAGUCUCUGCAGCCUCCGCAAACAAAGUCACAGAUAAAACACCAAAGGAAUAUGCAGUGUACCGCUCUCCUCUUCUCUUCUGGGGCCUGGUGGAUCUCGUCUACGACAUGUUCAGGAAAGUACCAACCAGCAACACAGAGGGGGGCUGGUCCUUCUCACUGGCAGAAUACGUCCGUCACAACGACAUGCCCAUCUACGAGGCCUCAGAGCGCGUGCUCAGGGCCUUCCAGGAUGAGCUCAUGCCCGCAGAGUCCAUGUCCGAGUUUUUUGAUGUUGUAGGUCUCCUCUCUGAAAUCCCAGACCCAGACCUCUUCCUGCAGGAUUUGUUGAACUCUCUGCCCUGAACCAACCACAAAUCAACCCCCUCUAACACGCAAAUAUCCCUACAAAUAUAAUCGAUACAGCUACCAACUCCAAAAAAAAAAAAAGAAAAGAAAAAAGAAGAGAAAACUAAAGGAAGUUUACACUCUGAGUCACAAAGAGUACAUAGUCUACACCACGCUCUCUACCCAACCCCCACAUCCACAUGACAUCUCAGAAUAAACCAAGCAAAACUUGUGUGUAGUCUACAAAAAAAAUAAACCCAUCCUAACACCAAGACACCGCUUUUUAAAGAGGAACGACACGCUACAACAGAAUUUACUCUCUGCCGGACUGAUACCAAUGGCGAAGUCUUCAUUUAAAGUCAUGAUCCUGUUUAUUUUCAGUUUUUUUAACAAGCUUGGGCAAAAAAAAAAGACCGUUUUAGAAACCUUGUGAAAAUUCUGGUGUGCUGUACAUGUCAAAAGGCUGAAACUGUCUAUUCUGGGGAGGGGGGGGGCAAUGACUCGUGACUUCUGUUUUGGGGUGAUUCUGCUUUUGGCUUUGAAGCCCCCUCCCCAGCUUCAGGGUGCAGUGUUAGAGGACCCAACCCUUAUUAGGAGUGGCAUUUGAUUUUAUCUUUUCCUUUUUUGUUUGUUAGCUUUGAGUGGGUUUGUGGUCGGGGUGGGCGGCGAGGUUUUAACUUGGCAGAGGGCUUUCUUAGUCUCACGGUUGCAGUGCCUGUCCUUUUGCUCUGCUGUUCGCUCUACAACUACAUGUGGAUCCUAACUGGAAGUUUUGAGUCAUGGGCGGGAGGAUAAAAAUGUCUUAGGUUUGUUUUAUCGACACCAGAGGUGAAAGGGGGGGAUUUAAAAGACGGACUCAUUUUGGUUUCAUUUCUUCCAUAGAUUUCUGCCUUUUUGAAGCACAUUUACGAAAGUUUCCAUCUGUUGCAAUGAGAUACCAGACAUGUCUAAAAUGACAAUAAAACAGACCUGCAUCACAUGCUUAAACACUUUCCUCUUUGACUGACGGUUUUUGGUUUGGUCUCGUAACUUGCAAGGCCACUUUCCGCUCUUUUGACUGUAGCGUUUCGUCAUAACCGACUACAAUGGCGGCUACCGCAGGUGUUCAAGUGAAGUGGAUCGGUUUCUCACCCUCAGCGACUCAUUUAGCUGCCGAUGACGGAAAGCGUUGUUCUUCAGAUCUAAAUGCAUGGUGUAAACGUUCCCCAGGUCAACAUUGGUUUGCUUUUCCCACCGCUACAAUGUUUAAACUAUUGCUGAAUGUCUGCUUUUUUGAAUUUGGCGCAUAAUUAAUAAAGCUGUAAUGAUUUCAGUCUGA